AUCUUAUCCAUUUCCACUCCACCUGUGACAUCUUUGUUUCUUUGUUUCCAAAACAAUUCCUUCUCCAAUUUCCCUUGUUCUAUCCCUAUUCUUCUCCACUUCUAAUCCUUCAGUCCUUUCUCUUGGAAAGAAAUCUUUUCUCCAGAUGGUUUCUAAUUCUAAACUUUCUAAGCCAACAACUUCCAAGUCCCACCCGGCUCUGAUAUCCUCACUGCCACUUUGAUUUUACUCUUGAAGCAGAUGGCUCUUUACACCUCCCUCCCCCUUUCUAUUGUUUUCAAAUGAUCCCCAGCUGUUUGAGCGCUCCAACUUAAGAAACCACUUUUUUCAGAUAUCUAUUCCAAGCUUUCCUCUCCUUGAGCGCUACGUGUUUGAGAUAUUUCCUCAAUGGCGCCUCUUUUGUCAGCUCUGAUGCCUCAUCCUUGUGUUCUUCUUCAAAAGUUAAGCUGCUCCCCUUAUAUAGUAGACCGAAGGCUGCGGAAGUUUGUCCCAUUUGCAUCCGUUCAAGGUCGCCAGGAGCUCGCAGUAUCGACUGCUUCUGACCCCGGUUUUAUCCACCAAAUCCCUCCUGAUUUUACCCCAGAUGACCUGCUCGGCAUCCUCCGCCGCCAGAAGGAUGCUGAGUCUUCUCUCCGCCUGCUUAAUUGGGUGUCAAAGCAAGAGAAUUUCACACCUGCUCCCUCUAUUUACAAAGAGAUUCUUCAGCAGCUCGGAAAGGCCGGAUCAUUUGAUCAGAUGAAGGGCCUUUUGCAGGUGAUGCGGCUCUCUGGCUGUAAGAUUGAUGCAGGUAUUUUCCAGAUCUUCAUUGAAAGUUAUUCUGGAUUCCAGCUGUUCGAUGAGGCUGUUAAUGUGGUUCUCAAUCUGAUGGAAGAAUUUGGAGUCAAACCCAAUACAUAUAUUUGCAAUUUUGUGCUAAAUAUCCUUGUAGAGGAAAGCAAGAUUAAACUGAUUGAAUUGGUGUAUUCUACAAUGACUAGUCGAGGAAUCCAACCAGAUGUAUCUACUUUCAAUAUCUUGAUUAAGGCUUUGUGUAAAAUGCAUCAAAUUAGGCCCGCAAUUUUGAUGAUGGAGGAGAUGUCAAGCUAUGGUUUGGUGCCCGAUGAGAUAACAUUCACUACCCUGAUGCAGGGCUUCAUUGAAGAAGGGAAUAUGGAGGGUGCACUGAGAAUGAAGUCAAGAAUGUCGGAGAUGCGAUGCAUUCAGACCAAUGUAACGGUCAAUGUUCUGAUUCAUGGAUACUGCAAACAAGGAAGAGUAGAAGAAGCUCUUGGCUUGAUACAAGAAGAGGCCGUAAAGGGAUUUAGCCCUGAUAAGUUCACUUUUAACACUCUGGUUAGUGGGCUGUGCCGAGCUGGGCAUAUCAGGCAUGCACUUGAGAUAUUAGAUGUGAUGCUUCAGGAAGGUCAUGAUCCUGAUGUUGUGACUUACAAUACUCUGAUUUCUGGGUUGUGCAAAUUAGGAGAGAUUGAAGAAGCUACAUGUCUCCUGAAUCAGAUGGCCGAGAGUGGCUGCUUACCAAAUACGGUGACCUAUAAUACUCUUAUCAGUACCAUGUGUACAGAGAAACGACUUGACGAGGCUAUAGAACUUGCCCGUCAGCUCACUCUCAAAGGUCUUCUACCGGAUGUAUAUACUUUCAAUUCCUUAAUCAGUGGUCUCUGCAAGGCUGGAGAUUAUGAGUUAGCUUUGCGAAUGUUUGAGGAGAUGAAGAGCUGUGGUUGCUCGCCUGAUGAAUUUACUUACAACAUAUUGAUUGACCACCUUUGUCUCAAUGGGGAGCUACAGACAGCUCUGGGUUUGCUGAAAGAAAUGGAACUGAAUGGCUGUGCCCGAAGUGUUGUGACAUAUAAUACUCUAAUAGAUGGGCUGUGCAAGAACAUGCGAAUUGAAGAAGCAGAAGAGAUAUUUGACCAGAUGGAAUUGCAAGGGGUCUCAAGGAAUUUGGUGACUUACAAUACUCUUAUAGAUGGCUUGUGUAAGAGUAAUAGGGUUGAUGAAGCCACUGAACUUAUGGAUCAGAUGAUAAUGGAGGGAUUGAAACCUGACAAGCUCACAUACAAUUCCUUGCUCACUCAUUAUGGCAAGCAAGGAAACAUAAAGAAAGCUGCAGAUAUAGUUCAAAUGAUGACUUCAAAUGGCUGUGAACCUGAUAUUGUUACAUAUGGAACUCUCAUUGGUGGCCUGUGCAAGGCAGGUAGGACACAAGUUGCUUGUAAGCUCCUUAGAACCAUACAGAUGAAGGGGAUGGUCCCAACUCCGAAAGCUUAUAAUCCUGUGAUCCAAUCACUCUUUAAGCAGAGGAAGACUAGAGAAGCUAUAAGGCUCUUCAGGGAGAUGGAAGAGAAGGGAGAGCCUCCAGAUGCUGUCACACAUAAAUUUGUUUUCCGUGGUCUGUGUCUUGGAGGAGGACCAAUUGGAGAAGCUGUUGAUUUCCUGGUGGAGAUGACAGAGAAGGGAUUCUUGCCUGAAUUUUCCUCUUUUUCAAUGCUCGCUGAAGGUCUCUUAGCCUUAGCCAUGGAGGAUACGCUUAAUAGGGUAGUUGAAUUGGUAAUGGAGAGGGCUGAUUUUACGGAAAGUGAAAAUGCUAUGAUAAGGGGUUUUCUUAAGAUACGCAAAUUUCAUGAUGCACUGACCACCUUUGGCCAUCUAUUGAGAAGUAGAGUGCCUGAGAAAGUUUACCCUAAGAAAGGUCACAAGUGAUGCUAAAAUGUGGAGGAAGUUCUGCCCGAAGGGCUUGCAGCAAAAGGGGAGUCUCUGUUUUUUGCAAUGUUAGCCUUGAAUAUCAUGCACAGCAUCACCGUAUAUAAAGCCAGGUCUGCAUAGAAUUAGAUGGAAUAUGAUCAUACAUAAACGGAUGGAAAUCAUUCUGGCUGUCAAAGGUCAAGAGGAAUUGGUUAUCAUAUAACAAUAUGUGAGGAUAUCCUUCUGGAAUAUUUUCUUGCAGUCAAAGCCUGUCCAGUGAAGUAGUUUGAUUUCUAGAUGAAUGAGUUAUACUUACUGCAAAAGCGUGAAUAAUUUUUUUGCUUCUUUAUUGAGAUGCUUUAAUACAAUGAACUGCCGUGGGUGCUCCUGAUUGUAUGUUACUUUUGUAAAUUAUUCUGUCUGAAGAAACUGGAGAUCUUAUGUUUAACAUUGGCUUUUCUUCUCAAAUCUGAUUGCCUUUACUGAGCUUCUCU
Elaeis guineensis (African oil palm) is the source of this 3176-nucleotide messenger RNA. RefSeq lists its product as uncharacterized. The record is from RefSeq and is a predicted model, not a curated record. Lineage: Eukaryota; Viridiplantae; Streptophyta; Magnoliopsida; Arecales; Arecaceae. Gene Ontology annotation, molecular function: protein binding.